GCUCCGGAGUCGAAGUUCCGGAAGGCUAGAGCAAGGUUUCUGUUAUGACGUCGCAUUGCUUUACCCACGUGUCUGGAGAAGAAAUCUAGCAUUUCUUUUUUUUCUCUGAACCCAAACCCACUGUGGAAUGAACGCGACUUGAAUCUUGGGACGUACAGCUGGCAGCCGUCUCUCCGGGCUAUACUCCUGUGCGUCACACACUGUUGUUUCCGCCGCAAUAAGUGUGAACUUUUGUAAACCGUUUGUGAUAAGACGGGGUGUGUGGUGUGUGUCACCAUUCGAUCGUUGUAGACAUCGCCUGCGGAAGAGCCAGCCAUGUCUGGGACAGCUCCCGGUGAGGAUAUGAGUUCUUCUGGUGACGGCCACGUGGUCACUUGUGAUGGUGAGGAUGGCGAGGAGAGUGAAACAAAGACGGCGAGACAGCGCGAAGGUGGUUGGGGUUGGAUAGUUUGCUUCGGUUCGUUUUGGAUUCACGGUGUCGUGUUUGGCCUUAUUAAUAGCUUCGGAGUCCUCUACGUGGAAAUGAUUCAUUUGGCUUAUGAUAAGAAGAACGCAGCGUCAUACACGUCACUGGUGGGAAGCAUUUGUGUAGGUGCAACGUUCUCGUUGUCCACUGUCUCCAGCCUGUUGACGGAUCGCUUCGGUGUCAGACCGACCGUGAUCGCCGGUGGCGUGCUGGCUACGACUGCUGUCUUUCUCAGCUCCUGGGUUCGUAGGUUGGAGGUUCUGUGGCUCACCUACGGUGUCCUGCUUGGCGUCGGGGCGGCUCUGGCAUACACGCCGUCUUUGGUGAUCCUAGGCCACUACUUCGAUCGGCGCGUGGGACUAGUCAAUGGAAUAGCAACAGCGGGAAGCUCUGUCUUUACUGUCCUUCUACCCAUCUUGCUUCGUUUUCUCUUGAGGACGAUACAACUGCAGCACACUCUACAGGUGGUUGCAGCCCUCAUGUCGACAGUUGCUCUAUGCGGUUUUACGUUCAAGUAUCCACCAGGAACAGCUGCAGCUCCGAAGAAUAACCCGAAGGAAAAGAACGCCUGCUGUGGCCUGUUGAACAAAACGAUCUGGAAGAACCGAAAGUACGUCAUCUGGGCCGCUGCGAUACCAUUCGGUCUCUUUGGCUAUUUUGUAUCUUAUGUCCAUAUUGUUAAGCACGCAAACGACAUUCUUCCGGAGGCAACCGGUGAGCAACUUGUGGUCUGCCUCGGCGUUACAUCAGGAAUCGGCAGGAUAGUUUUUGGAAAGCUUGCCGAUUUUCCUGCUGUCAAUCCCAUUGUCCUACAGCAGAUCUCCUUCGUCUGCAUCGGAACGCUGACAAUGUUCAUAGUGCUGGCGGACACUUUCGUGGGCCUAGUGUUUAUCUGUCUGCUAAUGGGCCUUUUUGACGGCUGCUUCAUCUCGCUGAUAGCACCCGUUGCCCGGGACCUGGUAGGUCAGGAGGGCUCUUCACAAGCCAUUGGGUUUCUCUUCGCGUUCUGCGCACUACCGCUGACUAUUGGACCUCCUGUGGCAGGUGUAUUGUACGAUAGAUUUGGCAACUACACGGCAGCGUUUCUGGCUGCUGGGAUACCGCCCAUUAUUGCUGCCGCCUUGAUGUGUUUCACAUACAAGUGUCAAAAAUCCACGAGAACACCAGAAAACCGUCGUGAAAUACCAUUAGGUACUCGCGUCGCCACUGAUGCAAGUGAUGUCCACUGAAAACAGAGGUGUUAACGCACGAAAAUGAAAAUUCCCCAAGUGGAGGCUGGUGGCAUGCUUGUCAGCGUCUUCAGCGGUAAACUAAAGCCCUGAAUGCUUCGUGCCUGUGAUAAGGACAACUACAGCAAGCCACAUGCGGACGAUAAUACCUGGUGGAAGGAACUUAAUCAGGAAAGGAAAUAAGUACCUCCUUGAGACGACCUCCAAGCUGGAAACACGGCAUGCGAGCAGAUCAGUUCCAGAAGUUUUGUUUGCAGCUGUAUCUGUGUCCUUAUUAAACCUGACCUGCUCUCAAUGUGGAGCGUUA
Ornithodoros turicata is the source of this 2002-nucleotide messenger RNA. It is a transcript of the gene kar, whose product is annotated as monocarboxylate transporter 10-like. NCBI's taxonomy places the organism in Eukaryota, Metazoa, Arthropoda, Arachnida, Ixodida, Argasidae. The transcript has 9 exons. Bases 316 to 1695 code for a protein of 459 amino acids. Gene Ontology annotation, molecular function: monocarboxylic acid transmembrane transporter activity. Gene Ontology annotation, biological process: transmembrane transport. The record is from RefSeq and is a predicted model, not a curated record. Gene Ontology annotation, cellular component: membrane.